This is a messenger RNA of Anarrhichthys ocellatus (wolf-eel), 5222 nucleotides long. It is a transcript of the gene egfl7, whose product is annotated as EGF-like-domain, multiple 7. The coding region runs from base 3811 to 4689 and encodes 292 amino acids. The record is from RefSeq and is a predicted model, not a curated record. Gene Ontology annotation, cellular component: cell surface; extracellular region. Gene Ontology annotation, biological process: anatomical structure development. NCBI's taxonomy places the organism in Eukaryota, Metazoa, Chordata, Actinopteri, Perciformes, Anarhichadidae. The transcript has 8 exons. Gene Ontology annotation, molecular function: calcium ion binding; signaling receptor binding.
CGAAGACAUUUCAUUCGCGGCCGGUCGACUCUCAGGGAGCACCUCGAAUCAACCGCGAGUGUUUUUGAUUUGAAAAAGCACCGACCCCGAGCUUUAAAAGAAACCGGCAGCAUGGAAGAGUCCUCUAAUCCACCGGUCUGGCGGCUCGUGCCCACGGCCGCAGCUCGGCCUGCGCGCGCACACGCACCUGAUGACCCCCGACUGCGACGGUAAGAUUUUUUUUAAUGCAUUUUAUAAAGGACCGUGUUCACCUGAGUUUUCCUUCAACAUUUUAAUUUCACUUUCUUUUUUUUAUUUCUCGUUCGCUCUCAAUAUUCUUUGUGUGCUAUACAAUAUACAAACAACACAGUUACAUGCAGACAUUCAGCUAAACAAAUAGAAGAUUAAAGCAACUGUAAGCACAUAACAUACAGAGCUGGACAACUAUAUCUUCAUACCUGAUUGUUACUGCAGUGUAGGGCUACAGGUUGUAUGGAUAACACAGAGUAGGUUUAAUGUGCAUUUAUUGAGUGCAUAUGUGCAAUACAGUCAGACCUAUGUGGCAAUGAAAUAAUCAAUAUGUACAUAUUGCAGUGUGUGUGUGUGUGUGUGUGUGACACUAUACAGCAGAACUGUACUUCCAUUCCUCUAAAAAUGAAUAAAUAAAAUAGAAUAUAGGGUCCUUGGCCCGUAAUGAUUGCUUAAAGUAAAUAAUGGCCAUGUAGUAUAAUCUACAUUAGUAGUCUAAAGCAUGACAGUAGUACGGUAAUAUAUUGUUUUCUUCUUGCCUUAAUAUUAUCUUCAUUCAUGAUUAUAGGCUGGUCAAAUAUUGAACUAACAGGUAAACGAUAUGGCGCUCUAUUGCAGAAUGUAUUAAAAGAAAGAAGAUACAAUUAAAGCUCGUAUUGCUAUAUCAUCUCUAAUUAAACUUUCACAGACAUUUGUUGUUGUUUUUUUUUAAUUUAAAAUGUUUUAUAUAUUUUUUAAUUAAUUAAUUAAUCAAUUCAUUUAGUGAUGCAUUUUUGCGCAAAAGACACAAGGUUGAAUGAUUUAUUAUUAUUAUUUAGUAAGACGAGAAAUCCUGAAGCUAAUAUGUACUCAAAGUCAGCCAAAUCAAAAGGAUAUAUUCCUAAAUUGCCGUCCUUCAUAAAAUCCCUACUUUGUGUUACAACCCUUCCACUAAUACAUAUCUAGGAGACUCCAAAACAUGGGAUGAAAUAUCUUAAUGGCAAUUAUGGGCAGGAAGAAUGAUUACAGCACCCCAAAAAAUAGUUCCAAUCCUCACAUAUACCUGAGUAUUGUUUUAGGACAGACUUGAAAAUGUGUGAAGUGACCCUUUAACUCUAGCAGCUGCCGCCAUAAAACACCGUCGCAGGGUCUCUCUGCCCGCCAGCCAGCCGAUGAGCAGCUUGAGAAGUCUACCAGUAGAAGUGUACCAGUAGAAGUCUACCAGUAGAAGUCUACCAGUAGAAGUCUACCAGGAGGUUUAUGAAUGAACAAGUCUAGUCCGUGUAGCCCGCACAGUGACGUCACACACGGGUCCCCGCAGUGCAGGCAGUCGAAGCUCCGGGACACCCAGCUGGAGGAGUGGGAGGAGAUCCUAGCAUCACCCCCCAUGCUCACUGACAGUCCGGGCUGCAGGAGAAACCUGACUAGUAGCACAGUUCCAUCACUGGACUUUUUUAAACUCACGAGCGGAAUAUAUAACGGGACCAACUUUGUUCAAGGCGCGGGCGUUUCUUCACUUCCUGCAGUGUAGGACUGUGUUUUUUAUUUUUAUUUUAAGAAAAACUGAUUAUUCGUUGCACGGUCUGUGAUUAUUUUUUGUAUCCAUGCAUGCGCAUCUUGAUAUCUUGGCUUGUAAUGGCUUGUGUGCCUGUGUGUGUCCAGAGCGCGCGCUUGUGUUUUUCAGUGUAGGUAGUUCUGGGUUUAUUUCAUCCGUGUCAUCCGUUUAAUGCGUGAGCGUGUAACUCUUUCGUGCGUGUAUGUGAGAUAAUUACAGAGAUGGAGCUCUGCGUGAAGGAUGUAGCUCCUCAAACAGUGAUCUCCGGAGCUGUGCAGUGCUGUGAACCAGCGCCCUCUCCUGGCGAAUGCAAGAAACGUGUCCGCUCAAGUUACUCCCGAUAGGCCAGAAUGUAUUACAGAUGCAGAUGCAACCACGUGCUCUGAGCCUCGGUUUCACAGAUGUUCACCUGGAUUACAAGCAUCCCUUUUGUAUAUUGUUUUUUUUAAGUGCUGAUUUUUGCUAAACCAAUACAAGAACUAUUUAGAAUAAUGUAAUGUGUUUAAUCAAAUUCGUGCUUCCAUUUACUUUGUAGAGUGGUUUGUACAUUCCUUCUAUAGAAACGUUGGCAAUGUACUUUAUGCAUCCCAGAGGUAGGGUGUGUUUUAAUAUUUAACAGCCUCAUAAUAAAGACCUAAUAUCCAAUCUUCUAUACCACACCUAACUAGUAAAACAAGUGUUUUGCCCCGGAGCACCUUCCUCAUCGCCAGUGUUAUGAUGUCUUUUUUGUCACAAAUGUGCACAUGUGUGUCUUCAAAGUGGCCUCCUGCUGUGCCGAGAGUCACAUCUACCUUUGAUUUAUGAAUGAACACGCAGGCUUUAGAUGUGCGUGUCCUGUCUCUGGGCGCGAAGCCAGCGGUGGAUCAGAGAGACAUGGAAGCCGUCAAUCGAGGCUUAGCAUCCCCCCCCCGACUCCACUGCAGACUACGGUCCCCCGAAACCUGCUAUCCCACCAGGCUGACUUUAAGGCCCUGUUAGAAAUUUCCCAAAGGUUUAGUGUCUGGUCUGAUAAAGAAAGGUGCCUGUAGGAUAGCGUUGCAGCAGGAGCAGGUCCAAGCUGACCGGCACUCACUCUGGAAACUGCUUCGCCGUUCUUUUAAUCCUGUGCAGUAUGUAAUAAUCCCAAAAAUGGCGUGAAGGGAUGAGUGAACAUUUGCGGGAAGGGAGAGUUCUUUUGUUGUUUUUUCUUGCUCUGUCCUUUGUGUUAGAGUCUCAGAGUCCAUGCAGGUGCAGGUCAGAGAGAGUUCACCCUGCUUUGUCCACAAAAGCUCAGGACUGUAUGUUCAGUACAUAGAUGGCUACAUAUGUGGCUGCUUGUGUGGGCUCUAUGUGGGGGAACCAGAACUACAACCAGUCCAGUCCCACAGUUCGUCUUUAUGUCCGUGCCAGUUACCCAACGAUGCAUCCGGACAUCUGCCCAGCAAUGAGUUAUCUUUGUCUCUCUGAGGCUUCCUGUGCUGUGGGGAGCAUUCCCCAUGAAAAUCCAGUGCAAAAAUCACCAGCGAGAGCAUACUAACCCUUAAGGUUACAACAAUACGUCGGUUGCGUCUUUAUAGUUCUGGUCACAAAAAUGUUUUAGACUUGAGGAAGUAGAGUACCUAAAAGUGCUACACAUCCCCCCCCCCCCCAAUGCACCCUGUUUUAUGACCUUUUAAAAUCCCCCACCAUGGACACACACUCAAUCUAUGAGAAAAAAAAAUAGUUAGGAAUGUUGAAAAUAAACAUCUGAUCAUGUCGAACUAUUUCGGUAAAACAAACAAAACAAUGCGACCUAAUUUAUCAAUUGUCUGACAAAUGCCAACUCAUGGCCCCAUAUUGCACGGCUCAAAAACGGUGUUUAAUUUCUGCUUUAAUACAUGGUUCUCUUUCCUCUCUGUACAGGUAGCUGGAGUAGUCCUGGAGGAAAAGGUACACACUCAGCGUGAGGAGACCUUGGCUACGAUCCACGACCACCCCUCCCCCUCUUCGUCCUCCUCUCCUCCUCCCUUCGACUGGCACAGAGAAGAGUCUGAGAGAGCGAGCGAGGGAACGUGGGAAAGAGGAAGACAAUGUACCAAACGCUGCUUCUCUCCUCCUUCGUCCUUCACGUGAUGGCCACUCCGCAGUUCUUCGCUCACCACGGGAGGAGGGUGUGCGGCCGAGACCUCCGUCACAGCGUUGCAACGGCAACAGAGUCGUACGUCCAGCCGGUGCACAAGCCCUACAUCACCCUGUGUCAGGGGCAUCGCCUCUGCAGCACGUACAAGACUGUGUACUUGGUGGCGUACCGGCAGGUGAGCAGAGCAGCACCUCCUUUGCAUCUCUACUCAGAGUGCUGCCCCGGCUGGAGGAGAUUUCACUCUCACAACUGCAACCAAGCUGUGUGUGGACAAUCCUGUGAGAAUGGAGGUACCUGCUUAAGACCCAACCAGUGUGCUUGUCUGCUAGGCUGGAAGGGGCCUCAAUGCAUAACAGAUGUGGAUGAGUGUGGCGAGCAGCAGCCGUGCGCCCAGGUGUGCCUGAACACAGCUGGCAGCUAUCGAUGUGCGUGCAGAGACGGCUUCAGGCUUGCCGGAGAUGGACGUUCCUGUCAAAGCCUCCCUCCUCCUCCUCCUCCUCCUCCUACUACUAUUCCUCCUUCUCCCACCCAGACCAGCCAGGCAACAGUGGGUGGUCACACCGAUGCGGGUGGAGGGUUCAGCCAGAUGGAGAACGUGACGGAGGAGGUACAGAGCCUGAGGAACAGAGUCGAGCUCCUGGAAAAGAAGCUGCAGUUGGUGUUGGCCCCCUUCAGCAGCUUCUUCCCACUGUCGCUGGACGAGCGCUGGUCGGAGAAAACCACCUUACUGUCCCACUCCUUCCAGCAGCUCGACCGCAUCGACUCCCUCAGCGAGCAGAUUGGCUUUCUGGAGGAGCGCAUCGGCACAUGUUCUUGUCAGGAGAAUUAGCCACCGAACAUGGCCGCCCGCAAUAAACACUUCCAGACAUCUCCCAUGAAGUUAAUAAUGACACAAACCUCCUACAGAUUGUACGCAUUGCACCAAGAUGGCCGACCUUUUUUUUCAAGAAGGGGAUGGCAGAAAGCAGAAACCGCCUCAGUGACGCAAUCACCGCACAAAUCAUCAUGUGUGAUUUUCACUACUCCCAGCAGCUUCAUGUACUGCUCUUGUUGAAUCACUGUCAAAGAUCUUGAUGUUGUAGGAGUACCUGUGGCAGGGCCAGUUUCAGCAUUACAUCAUCAUCCCUGUGACAUCUGACUCCAACCCAGUGAGCGUCAAACUGGCCACUUUGCUUCUGUUUGUUUUGCGUCGGUACAGCUGUGUCCUCUGUCUAAAGCCCAAACUGUCCCGGGGGCAGACAUGGACAUCUGUAUUUAUCUAUUUAAAUUAUGAUUACGUCUAGUUAUUUUCUCUGUGCUCCAACAGACAUUUUUACCUAGUUUUGUAACAUUUUGUAAUAAAAAAAAAGUCUUAAUCAAAAA